Molecule: messenger RNA, 1527 nt
Organism: Annulohypoxylon maeteangense
Lineage: Eukaryota; Fungi; Ascomycota; Sordariomycetes; Xylariales; Hypoxylaceae
Product: guanine nucleotide exchange factor
Exons: 5
Coding region: 1-1527 (508 amino acids)
Biological process (GO): G protein-coupled receptor signaling pathway
Cellular component (GO): cytoplasm
Molecular function (GO): G-protein alpha-subunit binding; guanyl-nucleotide exchange factor activity
Source: RefSeq, a predicted model, not a curated record
AUGGUUCAGCAGUCUUCCAGACUCCGGACAGGAACGUUCCGGCGGAUUUUCUCGAUAUCACGUAACCGGCUGGCUGGGUCAGAGGAAUCGUUGGUUCGUCCUCAGAUGGCUCAGCCAACUCAACAAACCGCAGCUACUGCGGUGCUGGCAGGGCCUGAAAAAUUAGCGAAGGUCACAAGUCUGAUGGAAAAGUUAACUGAGGAUCUGGCAUCUAUUAGUUUGCUCCCUCAUCAACGGGAUUCGGCCUUAGAAGAACUUAAGGUAUAUAGCAGAGACCCCCAAGAUGCCGGUCCGAUUUUUACGAAAGAGGGUGUCGAGACACUCACUCGGCACGCAUUCAAUAGCCCAUCCAGCACCACAUCCAGAAACGCCAUGAGAAUCCUAUGCAAUGUCUUACUCCUGAAGCAAGAAACACGACAGGUGUUUGUUGACCUUGGUUAUGAAGCCAAGGCGUGUGAUAAAUUGAAGAGUGAUAACCGGGAUGAUGAAUUUCUAGCUUCUAGGAUAAUCUUCUUAUUGACGUAUGGGACAAACACAAAGUUGGUAGACCUUAUCGACAAGCAUCGUCUAGCAGAUGGAAUCAAUAAGAACCUGGAGCGACACGCAAAACACCGGGCGACAACGAGCUCGAUAACAGAUCCUAUGGAAGAUGCGGCUCUCUCACAGACACUCCAACUCCUUUUCAACAUUACUCAUUAUUGUAACAGCCGGAUCUCUUCUUUUACCGCUGCCAUACCUCAUAUCGUUACCGUGUUAUGCAAGGGUUCUUUCCCAACUCAGAAACCAUUGGAUCCGCCAGUCAACUCAUUGGUCAACGCACUCCUCAACUUGGAAACCGGUUCCAAAGAUAUCCAAGGUUCUCUCUAUCCCCCAAAUGAUCCUCAUGCCCUAGCAAAUCGCCUAGUCGACUUGCUUGCCCGCUCAACCCCGGUAUAUAAAGACGAGGAAUUAGAUGGGUCGAUUACACCACUAAUUGGUGUUAUCUCCGCGAUCCACGAACACGCACCAACUGAUGUAAAGAAUUCAAUACAAUCGCGGCUUCUACCAACGGAGGCAGAUAGGUCACAGGUGCUUGGACGAAGCGACUCGUUACCAUCUUGGCUCCUAAAGAACUCGACGAAUCCCGUGGCACCCCAACUUCGCGAGACAAUAUCUAACUUAUUCUUUGAAAUGUCUGAUAAAGACGCGUCAAAAUUCGUUGAAAAUGUGGGCUAUGGUUUUGCAUCGGGCUUCUUGUUCAACAGGAACCUUCCAAUUCCCCAAAACGCCUCGGAAGCAUUCAGCACUGCCCGAGGUGGCGCCAACAGACCAGUCAAUCCUAUUACAGGCCAAUUUUUAGAUGCUGAGAGACAGCCUGAAGGUCCUGAAAUGACAGAAGAGGAGAGAGAAAGAGAGGCAGAGAGACUCUUCGUCCUAUUUGAAAGGCUAAGAGCAAACGGAAUCAUAUCCGCCGAGAAUCCAGUUCGAACAGCUGUCCAAGAGGGUCGAUUUGAGGAACUACCUGAUGAUUAUGAAGAAUUAGACUAA